Messenger RNA from Tricharina praecox, 2716 nucleotides. RefSeq lists its product as uncharacterized. Bases 95 to 2446 code for a protein of 783 amino acids. NCBI's taxonomy places the organism in Eukaryota, Fungi, Ascomycota, Pezizomycetes, Pezizales, Pyronemataceae. The transcript has 2 exons. The record is from RefSeq and is a predicted model, not a curated record.
CAACAGAGAAAGCUCUCCCUGCAUCAGCUUCCCCCCAUCGGCCAACAGACGACUAUCACGAGCCAACCAAAGAGUUCAAACACCAGAGGAAUAGAUGGACCAUAUACCGCUCCCCUCGUCUCCCGUGCGCGCGCCGCUGAAGGUUCCAUUUCUUUGCACCUCGAAGUACGCCUACGACAACCUGGGCUUCGCAAGCUACCCCACUCGCGCAGGUGUGGACAUUUCCGGGGCAACGUCUGUGGACGAGCUCGCAGCGUUCCUACAAGCGUGGCUAUACUUCGGGACGCUCCAAGAGGUGUUCGAAAACAUCUCGGGCGUGCCAUUCACCCGCGAGGAUUUUCUCACCGAACAGGAGGAUGGACAGCGGGUGAUCACCACCGAAAACCUCCAGCGGUAUAUAUGGUACUGGAUCGCGAGCGAGGUGCGGCUAAAGGGCCCCGACGACGAGGACGAAAAUCUAGUUCGCCUAGAAAGAACGACUGAGUGUCUUGCACGGGUGAAUGAGGUGGUCCACUCGCUUGGCUACGUCGAGGCGGCAGAGCUGGAUCUUGUGCUGCUGUCGAUCGUUCUCCUGGCGGAGGCCUUGGAUAAGGCUAGACCUCAUGUUUACGCGGUGUACAAGGUCAAAACGUUUACUUGGGAUGUUGGAGGGUUCGUGAAGAAACUGCUCCAGGAGGCGGGGUGGUGCUUGGGAGAGGUAGCUAUGCUGGGGAUUAAUACCCCGUCAGUCAUAGUGUUUGUGAGCUUUCUUGACCGGAAGGGACUCGGGAAAGAUCAUUCAAAGUGCUCGGAUGUGUCUUGUGUCGCCAAUCAGAUCGAUGAGGAUACGUACGUUACGAGACACGCUCGAGAAAGUUACUUGACGAAACUGGGCGAACGGGUGACUAGCAGUGGAUGCGGAUGUGAACACAUUGUCGUCGAAAGCCCAGCGAGUCAUCCCGUCUCAGCCAUCCUUAAAGCCGGAGGCAUUCCGGUCAUAUCUGUGGCAGCGAUCACUUCCGAUUCGAGCGCUCCAAUCGUGAGCAUCACCGCAGCAGACCCCUCAAAGCCUUACGUAGCGAUUUCGCACGUGUGGUCGGACGGCAUGGGAAACCCGCGGCAGAACGCGCUUCCACUGUGCCAGUUGCAGAAGCUGCAGAAGCUGGUUAACGGCCUCUACGAGCCCGAGAACCACCCAGUUCCAUUCUGGAUCGACACCAUUUGCGUGCCCCUCAGCAACGACAUGAGAAACAUGGCGAUCCAGCUCAUGGCUAGGACAUACGAGGGAGCGGGAAAAGUCCUGGUGCUCGAUUCCUCGCUGACGGAUCCCGGCGUGCACAGCGCUCCCGAGGAGCUGCUGAUGAGGAUCCGCUGCUCUUCGUGGAUGCAGCGGCUCUGGACGCUGCAGGAAGGAAUGUUGGCCGAUGAACUGUACUUUCUGGUCGGGGAUGGCACGGUGCGAGUGAGCGUAUUGGAUGCACAGUUCCGGGAGGUGAACUCGGUCACCAAGAACCGGCUCCGGCUCGUGGGCGCGCCGGACUUCGGUGCGAACGACGUAUUUACGGUGAAGAUACAUCGUGCCCUGGCCGCUGAUGACGUUUUCAUCGGCGAUGAUGUGGAAGCUAUGGAAUAUGCGCUCCAAACCGUCGGGGAAUAUCCCGAUUGCCCCGACUACGACGAUGAAAUGCUAAUGCAACGACUGGAAACGUACAAUGAUUACGCGAACCAGAUAUUCGUCAGUGCAACUACUCAGAUUAUACCAAUCCGGCUAACCAUGCCGCGCAUGCGAGGGGAGCGCGGGCUGGAACUAGUCGCCGCCUCGCUCAAGGGGCGGAUGAGCAGCAAGAUGGCGGACGAGACGAUCUGCGUAUCGGCACUGCUCGGAAAAAGCCCCAAGAAGCUACUCCAGAUCCCAGGCCACGAUCCGCUGGUCAGGAUGAAGGCGUUCUGGGCAUCACUCUCCACCGUCUCGCCGAACAUCAUCUUUGCCAAUUCGCCCAGGCUCCAGGAGGACGGGUUCCGCUGGGCGCCAGCAACUUUCAUGACCAAUGAGGUGGACUACGGGUCCAGAUUCUUCUCCGUCGGCAUCACGGCCCGCAUAUCGCCCGAGGGCCUGGCGUUCUCCCAGUUCAUCUCGUAUUUCAUCGCGGAAGACCGGGAGGAUCUCGGCGAAGUCUUUGAUAUGGCACAGGAGGGUUCAGAACUGGUGUUUAGAGUGCGAGUGCUAGGCCCGCGUGCAGACAGGAUCCGCAGACCAGCGUUGAUCGUCGAGAAUCCCCCCGCUACGAAUCCUAUGACUCGCGGCGUUUUGGUCUCCUUGAGGUCCGAAAGUGCCGCCGGAAGUGCUGUGGCUAGGUUCGAGAAUAGGGUCGUCGUCGAAGCGACGCUUGAUCGGGCUUCUGUAAAUGGAAAUACUGUGGUCGGCACUGUUCGGCAGUCGGUUGAUUUGCAGUGGUGUGUGGGAUGAAUGGUGGAUAUAUCAUAUACCUAGGUCGACGGGUUGGCAGUCGGGAUUGGUUUCUUUACGAAUGGUACAUACUUUCGCUCUUACCAUUUCUCUUUGGCAAGGAAUCUAGCGGGAAUAGGAGUUUGGCAUGACCGAGGGUCCAUUCAAUGUUGAUGAUUUGGUGCCAUCGCACCAGGAUUGUCUAUCUGGGCCACUUCUAUGAUCCUGCUGCGCCAUGAGUGGAUAGGUAGAUACCCGUAACUCUGCAAAUACACAAUCGAUAAAUGCGAA